CCAGAGACAUGGAUUUUGGGAUUGGACACAUUAUUGUGGGAAUGACUCAAGCCAAACUUGCAUCUGAUUCUUAAUCAGUCCUCUGUUGUUGGAUAUAUAAUGCCGGAUUACUCAAGACGAUGGAGUUGAAUUAUGCUUUCAUAAGUGAAAACGGGAAGGAAGUGGAUAAAACUUUGGACUGGAGUUACGUAGACUGGCAUGAAAAGAAAACGGUCAGAGAAACAGAUGCACAGACCCAAACCCAAUGCGUACAAAGUAAGGACAAAGACACACAAACUGCUAGUCCUUUCAUAAUGCGAAUAGAUUUAGGAAGGACCCCCUCCAGACUGAGGUACGGUUCCCUUACAGAGUCUGACCGCAUGCCUCCACACUUAUUUCAGUUUGACAGACAAGCCCCGGCCCGCAUCUCCACAUCUCCCACUCUGAGGAGGAUGAGGAGCACGAGAAUCUUCUACAGAGAUCCAAGCAAGUCAGACGGUCCUUUAGGAGAGGAGCCUCCCACUCCCACGAGUCCCCUUCCUCCAUUAUUCCAGCAGAAAUCUCCACUGGUGGUUCAGUCGGAUGGAGAGAAUGGGAACUUUGAAUCUUCAGUGAUUUAUGGGACAAUUAGAUCACACAGAUCAAAGACCCUUGACAAUGGCGUAAUUUGCAAAAGCAAAGAGUCUCAUGAUUCAAAAGAGCCAGUUUCUGAUGAUAAUGAGAGCACAACCAAUGACAAUGACCAGGUCAAGGAUCCCUGUCAUAAAAGGAUGCAGGAGAGGAGGCGGAGCUCCGUGGUUGUGAGUCUUCCUGGAUUGGAUGUUUCUCCUGGAGAUUUGUUCGUGUCCAAUGGCGUUGCUGAUAUUUUAAAUAAGUCAGCCUAUUCAGACACUAAGAAAUCAAAGUGGCCUUUCUCGAGGCGUAACACACAGACAAAAGGGAAGACUCGCAUUGACAACUGUCUGGCUGGCAUUCAGAUCCAGGAAUGGCGAGACACAGACUUUCAGACAUAUAAGGAUAUGUCUUUGGAGGACUUUUUGAGAGGUCACUCUGAACUGGGAGCAGUGGAGAAUCCAAAAGCCUACCGUAAACAGGAAGCCAUUUGGGAGCUUUUCACCAGUGAAUGCGUCUACUUCCUCGAUCAGCUCAUGGUUUUAAAAGAGGUGUUUUUGACCACACUAACAGACCUUCAGAUGAGAGAGUGUCUUCAAGACAUUGACUCCUGGAGGCUCUUUGCAAAUCUCAAUGAGCUCUGUCUGGUUAGCUUUGGCUUCCUUACUAGCCUCUUGCAUGUCAUUAAGGAGAUGUGGACAAAUCCAGACAGCUAUAGUACUCAAUCUCUUCUUGAACUCCUAAAAAAGGCGUUUGGUGACAGUAUUUGCCAUUGUCUACAAAAAUACUGCCUGAAUUACAGUACGGCCAUCCUUUAUCUGGACAGCCUGAAGCUCAGGGAGGACUUUGGCUCUUUUGUGAAGUGGUGUGAACGAAACGAGCAGUGCCGCAGGCUGCAGCUGAAGGAUCUGCUGGUGGUUCCUCUGCAGAGGUUUACACGGUACCCUCUGCUGUUGAGGAACAUAGGGAAAAAGAGUUGCUCGGAGACCGAGGAGAACACCAUACAGACCAUCGUGGAUCUCGUUGACAGAGCCAUCUAUGAUCUUGACGGAAAAGUGAAGUGGUUAGACAACUAUCAGAAGGUGAAGCAGCUGAAGGAAGCUCUGGUGUGGCUUCCUGUUUGGGAGCGAGACAAGAGGGCGCAUGUUCCUGAGAAUCUGAAGCACUUGCUAAAAGCUGUAACCCUUGAGAACCUGGUGUCUCAUCGUAGUCUUCUGCACGAUGGGAAGCUUGUUCUCAUAGAAAAUGCAAAGAUGCAUGAGGUCUACCUGUUUCUAUUUGACGAAUUCCUUCUAAUCACGAAGCUCAAGCGAAGCAAAAAGAGGUCUGGCGUGGUGGAGUCGAGCCCCCUGCGUUCGGCUGCGGGCCAAGAGCUUGAGCUCUUAUUACAGGAGAGCUGUAGCUUCAUUGUCCUGGACCAGCCUAUCUCUCUGGACCGCCUGCAGUUAAAGAACAUAGACCAGCUCAACGCCACAGCAUCCGGUCUGCCCAAUUCCUUCAUAAUAAUGCACCAGAAUCGUUACCAGCAGUGCAUCGGUGUCUUCAUUCUGCAAGCCCAGACUGAAUCUGUGAAGAAAGCGUGGGUGUCGGAGAUUGAGGAUGCCACCAAUUCUCUGCUGAAGCAGGACUGUCAGCAGCCGCGGGUUAAGAACUCUUUUCUGGAGUCUUCACAGAUCUAAUUUACACAGAGACUUUCAAGAGAACUUCCCCAAGAGUGCCAAUGAACCAACAAAGUUAACCCAAAAAUGAAAAUUCUGUCAUCGUUUACUCCCCUUCAUCUUAUUCCAAAUAUGACAGGCUUUUACUUAAGAAUGUCUGUUCGUUUCCAUACAGUAAAGUAGGACUGAAGCUGUCAAGCUCUUAAAAGGACAGAAAUCACCAUGAAAGUAUUCUUGUCUUCUGUAUGACUCAAAUUGUGCAAAACGUCUCUUUUUAUGUCCUAGAAAGAAAACCAUGAGUGUUUGAAACUUCUUUUUUUUUUGCUAAAAAUGGAAAUACAUCACCACUGUAACAGUAGUAACACCGUUUAAAGGGGUCAUAUGAUGUUGCUAAAAAUAACAGUAU
Messenger RNA from Sinocyclocheilus grahami, 2655 nucleotides. RefSeq names its product pleckstrin homology domain containing, family G (with RhoGef domain) member 7 (gene plekhg7). Lineage: Eukaryota; Metazoa; Chordata; Actinopteri; Cypriniformes; Cyprinidae. Gene Ontology annotation, biological process: Rho protein signal transduction. Gene Ontology annotation, molecular function: guanyl-nucleotide exchange factor activity. The record is from RefSeq and is a predicted model, not a curated record. The transcript has 16 exons. Bases 120 to 2270 code for a protein of 716 amino acids.